AUGUCAUACAAGCUCAGUUCGAGUCGGACGAAGCAUCCACCGACACUGACGAAGGGUAAUCGUCUCAUCGUGAGAAAACUUUGGCAAAUGCUCACCACGCUUACAGUACGGCGAGGUGUUGAGAUUGAAGGCCGCUUGUACCCCUCCUAUGGGAAGCACGAGUAUGGCAUGCCCAUUGAUGAGAAAGAGAUGGAUCGCAACGAUCUGCAACACCACAAGUAUACAUUGCUCUUGAAAGAUUGUCUCUUCAUUGCGCCCGUCUCCGAACAAGUCCUGGACGAUCCAAGCAGUCGCAUCUUGGAUCUUGGUACAGGUACAGGUAUAUGGGCCAUUGACAUGGCCGAUAAGUACAAGGCCGAGGUUUUGGGGGUUGACAUUGCGGCGACACAACCUGCUUUUGUACCCCCAAACUGCCAAUUCGAGAUCGAAGACGUGGAAGAUGACUGGCCAUACAGACCUGCGCAGUUUGACUUCAUCCACGGCCGUGACUUGAUGACCGCAAUUCGUGAUUGGCCGCGCUUGCUGGAUCAAGCGUACAAUCACCUCAAACCAGGCGGGUGGAUACAGCUGGCCAGCACCAUACCUGGCGCCCUCACAGAUGAUGACAGCAUACCACCCAAUAGCGGAUAUGUUGAAUCUGGACGGCUAUACUUUGAGAUCACGGAGAAGAUGGGCGCUCCAGCCGACGCUCCACGCCAGUGGGCUGAGCAAAUGCGUGCAGCUGGCUUCACAAAUGUGCAAGAUGUUGUCUACAAGCUCCCGAUGGGACCGUGGCCACGAUCGAAGCGACUGCGAACAGUUGGUCGCCUAGAGCAGAUCAUGAUCCUGGAAGGCGGAUUUGAAGCAUACAUGCUGCGAGGGUACACACAAGUACUGGGAGGAAGAGCAGAAGAUCUCCAAAUCAUUCUUGCGCUUGCAAAACGCGAGAUCCGAGACCCGGCUGUCCAUACGUAUGUUCAGUUCCAUAUCACGUACGGCCAAAAGCCGCAGCGGUAGCUCGGCAUGCACCAAAUUCCUGCGCGCCAUCUCUUAUGUUAGGAUGAACAUCGGAACUAGAAAGAUCAUGAGUAGCUUCUUUAACUGAUCUGCGACUUGAGGCUGCUAUAAUUCACAUUUAUCCUGC
Molecule: messenger RNA, 1123 nt
Organism: Parastagonospora nodorum SN15
Lineage: Eukaryota; Fungi; Ascomycota; Dothideomycetes; Pleosporales; Phaeosphaeriaceae
Exons: 2
Coding region: 1-996 (331 amino acids)
Molecular function (GO): methyltransferase activity
Source: RefSeq, a predicted model, not a curated record